CUUGCAGCUGUAGCUCCUCCCAAAAUUUUGGCGCAAGUACAUUCCGCAAGACUGGUUUAUGAAGAGGCCCUUAAAGCUGGAUUUGUGAAUGUUUAUCGCGGUCGCAUAGUAUUGGUUGGCCAGGAUCGUGCCGGUAAAACAAGUUUAAAGAAGACUCUCUUGGGUCUUCCAUUUGACUUCAAGGAACAGAGUACGGGCGGGAUUGAAAUUGAGCCAUCAAAGUUCGAAAUUGAAGUUGAGCAAAUUAAGAACUGGACUCCUAGUUGUGCGAACAAGUCAAGUUUGUCUGAUGGUUUGGAAUAUAAAACCUUUAUGGCAAAAUUGUUAGCGACAGGAAGGUAUCACAUGAUUGUUCGUGAUGACAAGGAAGACUCGGAAAUGAAAUCAGUAGGGGCACAGCCUGAGGAAGAACGCAGAGUGGAGUCAGGAGAGGAAUUGCACACAAAACAUGUUGUCGCCGAUGAGGUCCGUUUAUUAUGUUUUUACACAGAAACCCGACUUUUUUAUGAAUGAUCUUGAACGAAUUCACACAUUUAAUGCUCAUUUGAUUGUUUUGAAAUGACGAGAUAGAUCGACAUCUACUGUGCAAAUGAAGAUGCAUGAAUGGUAUUGAUAUUUCGUCUUAUUUCAAAAUUUUAGGUUUCCGUGUACAAGGAUUCGGCCACUAAGUUUCCAGAUAGAUCCGGGUCAUCAAGCCAAUUUCAUGAAGGAGAUAAUCUGAGUACAAAGUCCAAAAUGGCCAUCAACGCCAGUGUAUUUCCUAAUUCCGUUGAAAAACAGGCUGAUGAACACCUAAAGAACAUGAUCGUCGAAGGUGUGGAUGCUGAUAGUGCAUACAUCGAGAAAGGAUCUUCGAUAACCGCAGAUGUGUGGGAUUUUGCUGGUCAACAUGUGUACUAUGCUGCUCACUCGGUAUUUCUUUCUUCAAGAGCUGUGUACAUCGUAGUUCACAACCUUAGCAAGCCACUGAAUGCCCUAGCUCAACCAUGUGCCAGACAGGGGACUCAUGAUGUAACAUUAGAGAACCCGAACAAUGAGACAAAUCUAGAGAAUUUGCUGUCGUGGCUCGUGACAGUUCAUAAUAUGAGACCAACUGGAGAAGAAAUGGUUGAAACGCCUAACGUGCUUCCCUAUCUCCGACCUCCAGUGUUUAUCGUCGGCACCCAUGCUGACAAGCCAUAUGAAGAUACUAAGGAUGUUACAUCCAAGAUAAUUCGUGAGAUUUCCAGUAAGGAAUAUGGAAAACAUGUGAUCCGACCAUUCUUCUACAUUGAUAACACUCAAAGAGACAAAUCAUUCGCGCGGAAAUUAUGGAAUUUCUUUAAAUUUCAAAGAAAUGCUCAAGCAGGUAAAUCAUGUGUUUCGGUUUAACAUGAUGUGUUGAUGAAUUUGGGUUUACUUUGAUUUCUAUCGCGAACAGACAAACUUAUCGUUAGAUAAAGUUGAUUGGAUUCACUGGAGACUUACCGGUUGCUUUUCCACAUCUUAUUGCUAGCAUCCGUUUGUCCCAAUCUGGAUAUUUAUCUACUUUUGAUGUUGGUACCUUGUUAGUGCUUCGGCUAUUCUUUUUAGUAUGUAUUUCCUCUAUUUUCUUUUGUUGCUGUUAACCUAGAUUGCAUAUGUAAAUACUAUUGCGAAUGCUUUCGCUGACCAAAUUAUCUUCAACUAGUGAAAUUUAUAAUACAUUGCAAAGAUAGUGACUCAAAGUGCUGCAGCAGAAAUAGACCUUUCCGAAUUCGAACUGGGGAUCAUGGUCUUAGUUUCCAUCACACUCGUAUCGAAAGUCCAAGGAGAAAUCUCUACCCCACCGUGGCUUCUCUCAACAGCACUAAUUGUUUCACACAAUUUCUAAUUGAAAGGUCAAGAAGGAGAAAAUGAUGGCACUAGUGCCGAUGGAAUUCAUGCUCUUCGAGCGAGAAUCCUGGAAGUACUUCGACAGGAACCUUAUAUGGGAGAGAAGAUACCAGUGAGGUGAAGUACUGAUGUAUAAUAGUAUAAGCACAAGAGAUGUUCAGCUUAUUUUUUUUCUAACAAUAGCUGUACUGAAACGUACGAGUGGCGUUCACAGCCGGUUCCGCUGCUUGUCGAGUUCGCUACGUUCGAGUUUGCUACAUGUUUGCUACUUACAUGCCGAUUCGCUACUUCAUCCUACCAUUCUAUGCUCACACUAUGAGCAUAAUUUACCAAAUCCCGCAAACGAUUUACGGGAACUUUUGUGGCUCAUACUUGAAGAAACUUCUUUCAAGUUCAACGAAAGAUUAUUCAUACAAACACAUGGCAUCGCCAUGGGAACUAACACACCAGUUGCUUUAUCUGUUACUUUAUGGCAAACCUAGAAAAACGACUGUUAAUGACUAGCCCCUCUAACCUUUGGUCUAGAACAGAUUUAUUGAUGAAAUUUUUUCAUUGUGUGACAUUUCUAUGAAAUAAGCUUACAAUUUUGUUGACCUCGCCAAUUCGUUCCACCCCACAGUCAGGUUUACUGUGAAACGUAACCUCGCAACAAUCAAAAAAAUCAACGAGGCGGUGAAAAGCAAACUAGAAAGAAAUUUGCAUAUGAUCAGUUUAAAUGACUCCUAAAAACGUCAAUCACGCAAUUGGGAGUAUAAAUUACAGAUAUUGCUUGUUGUUUAUUGUUAAAAGAGAAAUUAAAAAUCUUAAUUGACAGAGGCAGCGAAUUCGGCAUGUUAUCAAGGCAUAUUCUAAAGUUACAUUUAGAAAUUUCCAAACUUUGCCACAUGCAAUUUGCUAUCUGAUGUAUACCUUUUUGUAAGUUAGGACUGAUUAUAAUUUUUUUUUUAUAUGUCUAGAUGGUUUCACUUCGAAAAGGUCAUUAAAGCUUUAGUAGCAAAGAAUGUAUACCACACAAAUACUGUCCAUCUUCAAACCUAUGCCAAGGAUGUCUGUUUCAUAGAAGACGAUGAACAGUUUUACACCAUGUUGAAUUUCUAUCACAACUUAGGAAUAAUUGUGAAACAUCGCAGUACAGUCAUUCUGAAGGCGCAGUGGUUAAUCAGUCUAUUCAAGAAGCUUAUAACCAUCCCAGCAUUCAAAAAAGCGGUAGGAAAAAAUAAUCUACUAUGCAUCGAGAUGAUUACAGAUAGCAGGACUUGUUACCUUCCUCCCACUUGCGCUUUACGAAAAAAUGUUAAUUUGAUUGUCUGUUUGUUUGUUCGUUUUUUCACGUUGUUGGCACCUUUUAAGACAUUUUGAGUUUUCUCUCUAACUUUCAUUUAUCUUCCCCUCUCCCCCAUUUUAAUAUUGCCUGAUAUCAGCAAUAUGGUCCCUAUUAUAAUGCGACAUUGUUUGGGGGGUGGGAAGGUAAGGGCGACAUUAACUAACUAAUUAGAAAUGAAUUACAAGAUUUUUUUAAUCAUGUUGAGUGGACGUAUGCUGUCCGCCCACUAAGAGAUGGCGAGCUAACUACUUUGCCCACUCAUUGUACCCUUAGUAAUGGGGAAAGGGGAGAUGUUUUUGGUCCACUACAAAAUAAAACGGGCAUUUUUAAAGAACAAUUGGUAGAUUGAACUUACUUUAAAUAGGGAAUUUGUGGUUUCAGGAUCCUGUGCAUUCCAAGUUCUGGCUGGAACUCGAGAGAAGUGGCGUCCUUAGGAUGGAGCUUGUUGAUCACGUUUUCUCCCCUCUUGUUAAGCAAGGCGUUAACAAGGAAGACAUCUUGGACAUGAUGGAGCAGUUCUGUUUGAUUGCCAAAUACUCACCAUCUCCGGCUGACGUUCAGUACUUUGUGCCAUGUCAACUGACGUCCUCGCCUGAAGAGCUUUGUAAAUUCGAGCCAUCAUCUACGGAUCCUUGUCCUUUGUAUCUUCAUUUCCAAGAAGGCUUUGUCCCGCAUGGUCUUUUUACUCGCCUUGUUUCAAAAUCGGUUGCUUGGUGUGGUACAAGUGGAUCAUCACAGCCUCCAAAACUCUACCAGAAUGGUGCAUGGUUCGUUCUUGAAGGACGCGUCAUUAAUGAUAUGAUUAUGAUUUGCAAGAAGAAGUUCAUAAAAAUCCUCUUGAGGCAAAGAAUGAAAAGUGAAGCAGUUCCAGCGUCUAAUUCAACUUUGGCAGAGGUUGCUAGAAGUGUGCGAUUGUUUAUAGAGAGCAGUUUAGAAACGAUGUCACAGGAGUUCCCAUACUUGAGCAGGAUGCAGCAUGAAUUUUGUGUUGAAUGCCCUUACUGUCAGCAAGGAGGUCGCAAGUGCACAAACCACAACCAAUCGUCCUGUACAGAAGAAGACUGCUUACACCUGCUUGAAUUAAGACAAGGUCAGGAUUUGAUCUGUAUGGAAAGCAUGUCUAAUAAAGUACUUACAGUUCCUGGACAAGAAAAAUGGUUGCUGAACCAGGUAUGAAGCAUUCUUGGUAUAUCUUUAUAAGUAGUAACGGAAACCAAUUAAGAAGAAAUUAUGAUAGCUGUUAUGAUAAAGUUGUGCGAUGGCAGUCGUAUGAAUCGGAAUACCCAAUUUAAAAAAUAUUUGUACAGAUUGAGAUAUGAUAGUGUCAUAGAUCCUAAAGUGAUUCAGCAAUGGAAAUACUGUAUGAAGUUGUAUGUUUUGCAAUUGCGUAACUAACUUUUUGGGUGAUUCAAGACAUGUUUGAACGCAUUCAACCAGUCCGUUUCGUUCUGUCUGGUUUAUACUUUCGUGAAGGGAAAGAAGAAGACAAGUUUUCUUUAACAAAAGUAGUUUUUUUCAGUUAAACGAUUUUUAUAUAUCGUACUUGGAAAAUGACAUACUUUUCCUUUAUAAUGAUGUUUUGAUGUCAUCAUCCAAAAGGAUUUGGCUCCGUCAGUGACAAGAACCUCACAAGUUGCAUCAGUUCGUGGUCACCCAGCAAAGUGCGACAAAACUUUGAAAGUUACUCUUCUGGCCAGUGAGUGGAAUUCAUCAAGGGGGGGUUUGUCCACCAUCAACAGACACCUUGCCAUCCUUAUGGCCAAACGUAGCGAGGUGGAAGUCACUCUCUUGGUCCCACAAUUUGCUUGUUCUGAAGAAGAGAAGAGAACAGCAGAAAGUCACAAGAUUGUCAUCAAAGAAGCAGAGAGAUGUCCAGGCUAUGACCCUCUUGACUGGUUGAGCUUCCCUCCGGAAGACCUGAUAAUUGACGUGGUGGUGGGUCAUGGAGCCAAGUUAGGUAAGCAAGCCCAAAUCAUCAGGAAGUACCAUAAUUGCCAGUGGGUACAAGUAGUGCAUACUGCGCCUGAAGAGCUCGGAAUGUUCAAAAACUAUCCGAGAGCCAUAGCCAGAGGAGAAGAGAAGACUACAGCCGAAGUAGAUUUGUGUAAAUUGGCAAAUCUAGUUGUAGCGGUAGGACCCAAGUUGACGGAGGCCUACUCUGCCUAUCUUCGCUCAUGUGAGAAGCAGCAAGAUAUUAUGUCGCUCACUCCUGGCACAUUCAAAGAGUUUUCUACUCUAAACCAAGCCUCAGUUGACUCUGAAAAGUUUAGGGUGUUGACCUUUGGUCGUGGUGACCCUGAGGACUUUGGUCUGAAAGGGUAUGAUAUCGCUGCCAAAGCAAUAGUUGAGCUGAAAGAAAACUCCUACCAUUUGAUCUUUGUGGGUGCACCUGAUGACAAGCAGGAGGCAGUUACGGAAAAUUUGUUGCAGAAUGGUAUUUCUAAACGUCAGCUGACAGUGAGAAAGUUUUUGCAAAGCAAAGAGAAAUUGAAAGAUUGUUUUUGUGAAGUUGAUCUCUGUAUCAUGCCAUCCCGCACGGAAGGGUUCGGCUUAACCGCGUUGGAAGCCUUGUCAGCUGGUCUUCCCAUUCUUGUAAGUGGAAACUCGGGUUUCGGAGACGCUCUGCGUUCUGUACCAUCCGGCAAAUCUUUUGUGGUUGAUUCUGAGGACCCCAAGGUGUGGGCUGAGGCAAUUGCUGUUGUCCGAAAGAAGAAGAGACCAGAGCGUCUUAAAGAGAUUGAACGACUGAGAGCAUCUUAUGAGGAGCAGUUCAGCUGGAAGAAACAAUGUGACCUUCUUGUUGAUAAGAUGUGGGACAAAGUUGAUGGCGCAGGUAUGUUGAUGAUUUUUCUAUUUCUUUCCGUAGACUUGUCUUUGGUUGUGGUAUUCCAAAUUUAUCCUGUCAUUGACGUGAAUACAUCUUGUACCUCGAAAUAGGUUUUUAAAAUAUAAUAUGAAAGAGAAUUUUUAAAUGUUUGUGUAAAUCACCAAUGUUCGCCAAAAAGGAAAUGGUUUGUACAAACUGAUAAGAGUGAAAUAGGAAAAAGCAAAAGAAAUGAACCUCUAAAACCACUUUUACCCAUCCCAAGUUUCAUGAUCUUUUUUUAUAUGAGUGUAUUCCAAAAAGUUAAUGCUUUAGUGGGACAAAUAUAACAUUUUGUCAUAAGGUCAGGUUAAAAGUUAUCUGCUCCAGUUAUUUACAAGCAGUUAUUGCUUUCCUUGCGACAUAAUUGUUUUUUGACGAAAAGAAAACGUAGCAAUGUAGAAUGUUAACUGGCAAGUCUAGAAUAUUACCUGCGACGUUUUAUCCCAAUACUGUUUCUCAUUCUCAAAUCAAAAGACAAUGUUUGGUAAAUAUAUAUCAAGUUAUUGGGCUGUCUUCCGAAGGACUUGACUGAGAGCUCCUCGUACUUUUUAAUUUUAAAGUCUUCUCUUGUAGCUGGAAAAAGAGCAAUUUGUGUUCUCAUGAACACGUUCAUUUGAGGGUAGCACCCUCCAUAAAACCGAAAUCAGAGUACCCGAUUGGAUCAGUGUCCCUCUCAGCCCUGAUUUGGGCGGAUAUUUCUUCACUAGCAGUGAGUUCGGGCCGAGUCAGAUCAUAUACAAGUUUGACGCAGCUUGUCAUGACGAUAUCGAGAGAGUUCUCAGUGGGUUAAAAAUAUUCAUGGCAAACUGAAAAUUCUGUCUUUAACGAAAUUUUUUUCUCUGUCAUAACUGAAACGUUCUCUUCCAUAUACAUUGUUUAAUUCAAGGAAAUACACAUAAAAUUAUUUUGCUUCAAGGGCUGCUUGAACGAACCCUCCAGAAUCUUCAACGGAUGCAACUCUGUGCGAGCACGGUCAACAACAACACUUCCUUGACAGAGGAGUUAUCGAGGAUUGUAUCAGAUAAGGGCUUCAGAAUUUCUGACAAUCAAGGGUCAGGAAACUGCAUGUUCCAUGCCUUGUCUGAACAACUAGAAACUGUCAAAGGAAUCAAAAUCCAACAUGGCCAGUUAAGACAGUCUUUAGUUCAGUACCUGAGGGAAAACCCAAAACUGGUGAGUUUCUGUAAUUCUCAUAUAUAAAAAGAACUAGAGCUUGAUCAGUAGUUUUGGCCACUGUGUUUAUUUCUCUCUCCGUCACAUGAAGUGCUACUCGUCCUUGCUAGGACACUAGUCCCUUUCACACCAGAUUUCUUCAAGCAUUUUUUGAGGUUGGCCUAUCAAUUGUUAAACAAUUUUUCCACCCGUGGAGAGAGGCACUUUGACAGUGAGGUGUCUUCUCCUGAAGCACGAUAACAAAGUCACCCGAAAUAAGAUUGUGUCAAAAGCUCUUAUGGUGGAUUUCAGUCUCAAGCGGUAGGCAACGUAGUCUCUGCUGACUUUCUCAACUAAUUCAAAUGGACUCUCUGGUAGAGUGUUGUACUUAGUUAUGUAAGUCGCACGUUUCGAAAAAUAUUCCUUUCAGAAUCAAUUCAACAUCAGUGAGCUACCGUCAGUUUAGCUCGGCUCUGAAUAAAGCGAAAUGAUUUUUGAAGUCCUUCUUACUAGUCUAAAAGAUGUUCUUCUUACACAGAAUGUUUUGGUUUUCUCUAUUUAUUAACUUAGUUUACAUUUUACUCGCAUAGUUCCAUUUGUUUAAAUUCUCAUUUCUUAGAGGUGUGUUGGUACCUAUGAACGGCUCAAUGUGUAAUUGCAAUAUGUUCAUGGCGAGUCUGUCUGUUACCGAAUGGGUCAGCGAUCAUAUUGAGACGCAACCGCCGUUGCCUAUUUAGAUUCUUGUGGUGGGACAGUGAGGUGAUGUUUGUUUUAGCUUUUGCUGUUUGCCCACCGCGUUGAAAGCGUUAAAAAAGUAAUCACUGACGUUUCCACUGUAAAGAAGCUGUUUUCUCUGGAGAUUUCCUUGAAUUGUGCUCGGCCCUGUUUAAAAAGCUAUUUGAUUUUAAGUGUUAAUGGCUGUCUCUUCUUACAGCCGGAUGGAACAGAUCUGUGUCACUUUGUCCAUGGCCAUGAAACAUGGGCUGAUUACUUAACAUACAUGGAAAAAGAUGGCACUUGGGGUGAUCACCUCAUUCUCUGUGCAGCAGCAAAUCUCUUUAAAACGUGCAUUCAUGUAGUCAGCAGUCUACACAAUGAUGUAGACAUCACGCCGCAUGGUCCUGUUGAUGAAAGCAAGCCAUUAGUACUGGGACAUAUUCAUGAGGUACACUAUGUCAGUCUUCAACCCAUACAAGGUAAGAAGGGAAAAGCCCACGUCACGUGCCUUUCAAUUUGA
This is a messenger RNA of Pocillopora meandrina, 8433 nucleotides long. NCBI's taxonomy places the organism in Eukaryota, Metazoa, Cnidaria, Anthozoa, Scleractinia, Pocilloporidae. The record is from the annotation of a GenBank genome assembly.